Effrenium voratum is the source of this 1329-nucleotide messenger RNA. Lineage: Eukaryota; Dinophyceae; Suessiales; Symbiodiniaceae. The record is from the annotation of a GenBank genome assembly.
GCCCCUAAGCCGUGCCGUCGUCUUCUGAGCUCGGCGCCUGUGCCGUGCGGGUUCCAUCAGAAAGUGCUUGAGGAGGCAGCUGCUGCGCCGGGCCAGGGCGUGGAGCGGGUGGCAGCGGCCUGGGCCGUGGAGGUGCCGGAGCUCUGCUUCUUCGACAGCGCGGAGGAGGCGUGGCGUCAGGCCUUCCUCCAUUUGGCACCACGCCUCGGCCUUGUGGCGCUGCCCGCGCCUGCCUGGCCCUGGCAGGGCGCUUGCGCCGCUUCCGAAGCGGCCAUGGCGCGGUAUUUCCUGGAGGAGACGAGGCGUUGGGAUGUGAAUCUGGAGGAGCUUGAGGGCGCCUUGGGGGCUCCUUCGCAGGGUGGCGUGCUGGUGGUGAACAACCCCGGGGUCUCCGGGCACCUGCUGCCUCUCGGCACCCUGAGGAAGUUGCUGAAACUGGCGGCCAGGCACCGGCUCGCCGUCUUCACGGAGGAGGACCCGGUGUUUCUACAUGGGCCGCCGGUGAGAAGCUGCCGUGACCUGGUCAAAGAGCUAAACUUGGACGUGCCGGUGGUGUCCAUUUUCUCUGGGAAGGACCUCAGUGGUGCGGGCACGGUGCUUCAUUGCCACAACGUCGAUAGCCAAGCGCUCAAGCGGCUGCAGUCUUCCCCAGAUCGCGCACCCGACGUUGAUGGGCAGGCGCUGGCGUGCGCCCUCUUGUCCAGGGCCUUCCGCGUGGACGACGCGAGAACUGAGCUUCAGGCGCAGCUUUCCCUGCGUGCCGCGCAGGUUGUGGCACGCCUCACAGAGGCCAAGGGCAUCUCAUGUGAGCCCAUCGAUGCGGGUCUGCACGUCUUCCCCAAAGUGAUCAUCAAGGGCUACAUCAUGAAGAAGGCAAUCUCCCUGGCCACACCGGCGGAUGAUGUGUACUGCACCGAGUUGUUGGAGAGGACCGGGGUCCUGACAGCUCCGGGCUGCAGCUUCGGGCAGCGCCCUGGCAACUUCCAUCUCCGCAUCCCCUUGGAGGAGAUCAGCGUGGAAGAGCUGCACUGCAACGAGUUCUUAGAGGCCUUGCGCCUGAUCCUCUCGCCGAUGGCCGGAGCGAGCGUCGGAAGCUAUGGCAGGUCUGAGAUCAACAUGACCCAGGUGCUUCAGUACUGCAUCAAGAUGGCCGACACGGACCGGAAUGGGACUCUAGACAGCGAGGAGUUUGAGCUGUUCCUGCGGCGUCUGCGGCGCCCGAAGCGUCCCAUGGACGGAACAUGCGCGGACAAGCCCCAGGAGCUUGCGAGCUUGUACCUGGCCAUGUUCGAUGCGGAUCCGGAGCUCCGAGCUGAUCUGGGGUUGUAG